GCCAGGUGUCUUAAGUAGUGAGAGAUGGGAAGUUUCAUAGGGGUUAAUUUAUUAAAUUUAUUAAACUUAUAAUAUCUUAUUAAUAAAUAUCUAAUUCUUUUCAUAACUAUUAAAGAAAAGACAAAUAUGAAGUUAUUAUAUAAUAUACUAUUGUUAUAUGUAUUCCUACCAUCAUUGGUAUGGGCUACAGAUUUGAAUCCAAAUUGGAAUACUUUAUAUUCAUUUACAGAUGGUAAAAUAUACUUACAUCUUAAAAAUAAUGAUUUAGUUAGUUUGAACUUUUCAAUCAGUGGAUUCGAUAAGCAAAGUCCUUCUGAUAUAAAUCUAUUAAAUAAUCAACCAAUUGAUACUUUAGCUUCACCACCUCUUAAUUCAACAUUAUUCAUAUUUAAUGAACAAUUAUAUGGAUUAACUUCUAAUAUUUCUUCCAUAGGUUCUAAUAUAGAUAAAUGUGGAAAUGGACUAAUUAAAUUUAUAAAGUUUGAUAAUGGUCAAUGGAUAGAUGUGAUAGAAAACAUCGAGUUCAAUGGUGUUAAUGAUGGUUCAUUUUAUGAAUAUCCAACUAUUUUAAAUUCUCCACUUGAAAAUUCAACUAUCUAUAUUUAUGGAGGUAUUUGUUCAGAAAAUGAUCAAGUCUCAUCAAGAUUAAUAUCGUUUGAUUUUGAUCAAGAAACUGUAUCAAAUAUAACCACAUCUACCAAACCACAACCAUUCUAUGGAGCCACAAAUUUAAUUGCUCCUAAUCCUCAAACACAAUUAGUUAUUGGAGGUCAAAAUAGUCAAGGUUGGUUAAACAUGUAUCAAUUAGCUACAUGGAAUUUUAAUUCUGGUUGGUCAUUUCAGCAAAUCAGUAAUGAUGGAAGUGGAACAUUAGUUAAUUCAAGAAAGUUUGCUUUGGCAUUACCAAUUUUUAAUCAAUUAAAUAAUGAUUCAGCAAAUACCUUUGAAAAUGAUUUCCAAGUUAAUGAAAUUUUACUUGUGGGUGGGCAAUUACUUGAAUCUGAUUCAACUCCCAUUUUUGCAAAAUUAAUAACUAGCUCAAAUGAUUGGGUUUGGAAUACAACUAUAAAUGUUACUUUGAAUUAUGAUGAAAUUUUAGGAGCUGCAACCAUUUUUAACACAUUGGUUGUUAUUAAUUCUACUACUACUUCCACCACUUCUUCUGGUAAAAGAGAUGAUUCUGAUCAAUAUACUAUUAGUUUAUAUGAUGCUUCAUCCUUUGCUCCUAUCAAUAACCUUAAGACAAAUGUAAAUUCUGGAACCAGUAGCUCUGGAACAUCAAGUAAAUCAUCAAGUUCGACGUCAGGAAAGACUACAAAGAUUGUCAUUGGAAUACUUGUCCCUAUAAUUGCCCUUUUAAUCGCUGCUUGUGUUACAUUCUAUAUUUUAAGAAAAAGAAAACAACAACAAGAUGAGGAUGAUAUGAAUACAUUGAAUUAUAGCAUUCCAGCUCCAUUCUUUGGCAGUGGUACUGAUCAUGAAUCAAUGUUAAUGAAUGAGAAAGCUAGAAGAAAAUCAUCAAUUGACUCUAACUCCACCUUAGAUGCUGCUUCUUUUGAUUCAUGGAUGAAGAAAAGAGAAGAGUUUGAUAGACAACAUCUUUCCCAGGGUCAAUAUCCAAAUAAUCAUCAACAACAUUAUCAAAAUGUUAGAAAUAGUUAUCUUGCAUCAAAUGAGACUUUAAAUCCUGAUAUUAAUGGUUCUAAUGAUGAGAUUCACGUUCAACCAAAUAAUCCAGUACCAAUAAUCUAUAAUAACAAUACUUUAAAUCAACCACAUACUAAUAGUUUGACAAAAUCAACUGUUUCAAAAUUAAGGAAAUCAUUAUCCUUCAGUAAUUAUAAUAAUAAUUCUUCUUCCACCACACUUGAAAAAGCUCCUUCAAUGCCUGUUCUUAUAAGUAGAAAUAAUACUGGUAGUGGAGAAUAUAUGAGAUUAAAGAAAAAGAGAAGUAAUCCUAAAUUAAUGUCUUUAAGAUUGACAAGUUCGGAGCAAUUAAUACCAUCAUAUGAAAUAACAGAUGAAAUGGACGAAGUAGAUUUAUCUGAAGUUCCAGAAGAAGAAGAAUAUUACAAACAACAAAAACAGCAAUAUAUUCAAGAUUCUCGAUCAAUUACUAGUCAUGAAUCGGAUGCUUCUGCAUAUAAUAAAAUGGAUGUACAAGUAUUGGUUAGUUCCAAAAGAAGAUCUAUAUUAAGGGUUGCCAAUCCUGAUGUUAUGAGUCAUAAUGAAUAUUCUAUACCCGAAGGCAUUGAAUAUGAGGGGCAGAAUGAAGAAGAAGAAGAUAUUGCUACUGAUAUACAGUCUCAACUUACCAAUCCUUUUACUGAUAGUAAUGUCGAAAUGAGACAGAGAGUACCAUCUGGUGGAAGUCAAUCAGACAAUGAAGAUCAAGACAAUUCCCGUAAUAACUAGAAGCUUUAAAGCAUAUAUAUGUAGUAGUAUGUAAUAAUAUAGAUUAAAGUUAAGUUAAAAAGAGGGGUCGUAGCGCCACUUUCUUGGCAAAACACUAUAAAAGUUAAUUUGGCUGCGAAAUAAAAA
Scheffersomyces amazonensis is the source of this 2541-nucleotide messenger RNA. RefSeq lists its product as uncharacterized. Gene Ontology annotation, molecular function: protein binding. The record is from RefSeq and is a predicted model, not a curated record. Bases 127 to 2415 code for a protein of 762 amino acids. The transcript has a single exon. NCBI's taxonomy places the organism in Eukaryota, Fungi, Ascomycota, Pichiomycetes, Serinales, Debaryomycetaceae.